This is a messenger RNA of Ziziphus jujuba (common jujube), 267 nucleotides long. RefSeq names its product CLAVATA3/ESR (CLE)-related protein 41-like. The transcript has a single exon. Bases 1 to 267 code for a protein of 88 amino acids. NCBI's taxonomy places the organism in Eukaryota, Viridiplantae, Streptophyta, Magnoliopsida, Rosales, Rhamnaceae. The record is from RefSeq and is a predicted model, not a curated record.
AUGGCAAAAUUAUCAUUCUUCGAAGCAACUACAAAAUCCCAAGCAACACUACUGCUUUUUCUUGUGCUUCUCUUGGUUGUUCCGGUGCUCUUUGCUCGUCCUCAUACCGAGCUUUCGAAGUCAUCCAUGGCGAAUUCGUCGUCGUCUUCAUCAUCUUCUAUGGAAUUUCAUCCUAAAGAACCUGCUAAUGGUAAUAUCACACAUCAACAUCUUGGAGCCUCUGCUCAUGAAGUUCCUAGUGGUCCAAAUCCUGAUUCCAACAAGUAA